AUGAUUGAUUAUAUAAAGGAAACAGGCGACAUUCUCAUCACUAAAUAAGGCUCCAUGAGUUCCUUUUAAUAGAAUAGCGAUUCAAGUCCAAAAAACUUAUUGGGUAGUCACAAACAAUUGCGUUUUCCAACAAUUUCUACUUCAUUAUUGAAAUCAGCCAUCGAGGCCAAUUACUUGGAGGCUGAUCAAAGGAACAAUAUCAUUAGAAAUCCCAAUCAAUUAACUGUGUUUAGAAUGCAUUUUGAUACAAAUUCUCCAAGAACUCAGGCUGCAAUGGAAAUUCUGAAAUUGCAUGUUGAGGAUCUUCAAGUGAAAGAUUAUGAGGAAUACUAUCAGAAUCGCAAAGAUCCACUUCAGAACCUCAUAUCAUAUUUGUAAUAUGUAACCAAUAAAUACAAAAUAUUGAACGACAUCCUAAAGAAGAGAAAUUAAAUUAAACACAUCCAAUCUUAGGUCUCCAAACAAAUGAACUCGAAGAACAUCAAGUUUAAGGAUGAAUCUAUCUCUCUCGAAUAGACUGAAUUGAAGAAGCCGUCAUGUGAAGAUGUUCAUUCAACUAUUUUAAGUGCAACUCAAAAGAAGGAACUUUUUGAUAAGAAGUUGAUCAAAGCAUCAGAAAAUUACAAUAAGUUUCUGAAUUUGGUGCAUGACCAAAUAAAUAAACAAGAUGAAUACUACAGUAAGACUGCCCCUGAGAUGUAUUAAAAAGCAGAGAGAUUGAAAUAGAAACAACUAGAAUUAGUGAAAAAGAAACUCAAGAGGAACCAUUUGAAGGUAGAUCAAAUAUGUCAGAAGGCCAAAAUGGAAGAAUAAACACAAUAUCGAGAACAUUAGAAGAUGGUGUAAGAGUUGGAGAAGGAUCACACUCUUCAUUAAGAGAGAAAAUAAAAAUAAUUGUAAUAGGCAUAGGAGGAAUUACUGGAACAAUUGAGAAAGAGGGAAGAGAAGGAAAGAGAGAGAUAGUUAAAGAGAUAGAUGUAGAUGAAUUUAGAAUAGAGUAUGAUUGAUUAGGUGAUGGAUUCAAUAAAGAAGAAGUCUGAUUACAUGAACGAAUAUUUACAUAAGAAGUAGGAGGAAGAUAAGAAGAAGCAUAAUUAGAAUGUGAAAAUAUUUGAAGAGAAGUAAAAAAAAUUACAAGAAUCCUAUGUAUAAAAGGAGAAUCAGAAUGUUUAGAAUUAUUUCAGUAAGUCAACGUAAAGACUGAUUCAAAUAAAUAAGCAUGAAAUAUCAUAAUUGAAGUAAUAGAAGAGUCUGUCUUUGAAGAAUAGUAGGAUAAUGAAGAGGGUUGAAUAAUUUCAGGAGUCUUUGGAUUAGAAGAGAUUUGAGGAAUUGAAUUCUAAAUUGUAGGAGACAGACGAGAAAUUAGAGGAGGGAAUGAAGAGACAUUAAUCUCUUUUGGAUUUGAGGAAGAUUAAAUUAACUUAGAAGAAUGAGCACAGAUUCAAAUUGGCAAAGCAGAAAUAGAUGGAGAAUAUGUUAGAAAAAAUUUAUAAGCAAAAUAAAAUAUUAUAAAAAAAUCUCGAAAUUACUUAGAAAAAUGACAAAAUAAAAUAAGAAUUAGAAUUUUUGGAGAAAUACAAAAAAGAAUAAUUAUAAGAUCAUGUUAUUUAGAGAAAUAUUUUGGCAUAAAAAUUAUCAUCUUGA
This is a messenger RNA of Paramecium tetraurelia, 1644 nucleotides long. RefSeq lists its product as uncharacterized. NCBI's taxonomy places the organism in Eukaryota, Ciliophora, Oligohymenophorea, Peniculida, Parameciidae. The record is from RefSeq and is a predicted model, not a curated record. The transcript is spliced from 4 exons.